GUGGCGAUGUUCCACCGCAGGAGGAAGAAACGGCGGCCGGAGAUCUCGGCGCCGCAGGACUUCCAGCACCGCGUCCACACAUCCUUCGACGUCGCCACGGGCCGAUACGUCGGCCUGCCGCCGCAGUGGCAGAGCGUCAUCGACACGCUGCGCAGGCCACGCCCCCUGGUGGACCCGUCCAGGGUCACCGAGGUCCACCUGCACAAGAGGAUCGUCCGCGGGAGCUUCGUCGGCCACGGCGACGACAUCUCCCAGCUGAUCUCUGAGAUGAGCCGCCUGUCCGUCACCGGCUCCAACUCUCUGCGCCGCAGCAGCCCGUCGGCGAGGAGGCGGGCGCGGUCACUGGGCCGGCUGGGGGAGCUGGCGGAGGACGAGGUGUACCAGUACCAGGAGCUCGAUCGCCGCGGCAACGGGGAGACAGGCGGCGGCAGCUCCACCUACUGGCAGGACCGGAUCCGGCAGGUACGCGGCGAGAGAGCCCUGCAGAGAGCUAAGUCCACCUGCGAGGUGGGGACGCUAUCCGAGGCCACGCCCCCCGCUCCCGCGGCGCCUCACAGGACACGUGUGACGGGUUCUACGGCGGGACAGUACGCCCGCAGCGAGGGGGCCGUGCUUAGACAGAGGCCAACUUCCUGUCACUACAAGUUACAGACUGUGGACCCAAACAGACCUCACCUGAGACCAGCUGUCAAUCACCUGCCGGACCUGCUGACGUCCUCCAGAGACGCCCGAAGACCUCACUCGACCUACGACCUGCAGGUGAGUCCCAGCCCCCUCCGGCUGCCCCCCCCCAGCAGCAGCAGCAGUCCGAUCCUGGCGGCUCGCCCUCAGCGCUCGCUGCGCCUGUCCUCCAGCUUCAGCAUCGGACACUCUCCAAGAACGGUGAGCCCCCUGAUCCAGCCCCGCCCCUCGCCCACCGGACCCCCGAGGCGCCUCGCCGCAGGCCCCUCCCCCUCCCCUGCCCCCUCCCCCUCCCAGCAGGCCUCACCUGACGGCGGCAGGAAGGUGACCCAUGAGCAGUUCAAGGCGGCGCUGCAGAUGGUGGUGGACCCCGGCGACCCCAGGAUGACCCUGGAGAACUUUGUGAAGAUCGGGGAGGGGUCCACGGGCGUGGUCUGCAUCGCCCGGGAGCGCCACAGCGGGCGCCAGGUGGCAGUGAAGAUGAUGGACGUGAGGAAGCAGCAGCGGCGGGAGCUGCUCUUCAACGAGGUGGUGAUCAUGAGGGACUACCGGCACCAGAACGUGGUGACGAUGUUCCGCAGCGCGCUGGUGGAGGACGAGCUGUGGGUCGUCAUGGAAUAUCUACAGGGAGGAGCUCUAACACACAUCAUCUCAGAGAGCAGGCUCAGUGAGCAGCAGACUGCUACAGUGUGUGUUGGCGUCCUCCAGGCUCUGUCCUACCUUCACUCUCAGGGAGUGAUCCACCGAGACAUCAAGAGUGACUCCAUCCUGCUCACACUGGACGGGAGGAUCAAACUGUCAGACUUUGGUUUCUGUGCUCAGAUCAGUAAAGAAGUCCCCAAGAGGAAGUCUCUGGUGGGGACCCCCUACUGGAUGGCUCCAGAGGUCAUCUCCAAAACCCCGUACGGCCCCGAGGUGGACGUGUGGUCUCUGGGGAUCAUGGUGGUGGAGAUGGUGGAUGGAGAGCCUCCGUACUUCAGCGAGACGCCUGUUAACGCCAUGAAGAGACUCAGAGACCAGGACCCCCCAGGACCCAGGACCAGAGUGUCUCCCGUGCUGCAGGACUUCCUGCGCUGCAUGCUGACUCGAGACACGUCGCAGCGCUCCGCCGCCGCCGACCUGCUGGAGCACCUGUUCCUGCUGCAGGCCGGACCACCACGCUGCCUGGUGCCCCUGGUGGAGCAGCACCGCAAACGCAUGUCGCUCUGCUGACACUCACCUGAGAACACCUGAGACUCACCUGGGAACACCUGAGACUCACCUGGGAACACCUGAGACUCACCUGGGAACACCUGAGACUCACCUGAGACUCACCUGGGACUUACCUGAGACUCACCUGGGAACACCUGAGACUCACCUGGGACUCACCU
This is a messenger RNA of Centropristis striata (black sea bass), 2051 nucleotides long. RefSeq names its product serine/threonine-protein kinase PAK 6-like. Gene Ontology annotation, molecular function: protein serine/threonine kinase activity; ATP binding. NCBI's taxonomy places the organism in Eukaryota, Metazoa, Chordata, Actinopteri, Perciformes, Serranidae. The record is from RefSeq and is a predicted model, not a curated record. Gene Ontology annotation, biological process: intracellular signal transduction; regulation of MAPK cascade; protein phosphorylation. Gene Ontology annotation, cellular component: cytoplasm.